AUGGGAUGCAUUCGGAGCAAACCGAUUUAUAGUCAAGAUGAAAUCGAGGAUGAGUACGUCUUCGAAAGCCUCGACGAAUCUCAGUCUAUUGGAUGCCAACUGAGCAUCGUCGAAAGUAAAUCCAUUGAGAACUUUUCUGACGUCAGGAGCCUUCCAGAGAAAAUGAAUAUUGGAAAUGAUUACUAUGUUGCGAUCACCGAACGGAUCGUUUCCACCUCAAACGACAACGAGGAGAAAUCUUCUGAUGAUAUCAUGACAGAGAGAGUACAACUCAUCAAGGAUAUUGCAAACCUUCAGAUGGCUGAUUUAAAAAUGGCAAGGGAAAGGUUUCACAGAACCAUUAUCCAAAGAGAUGCCAGGAAAGUAGUUGCGUUACUGAAGAGGCCAUCAUUCACUGAAGACACACAGAUUGAUGGAGAGAACGAAUCGUCUGCAAAGAAAGUUGCAAUCUGGCAAUUAGAGGAGGAGGAGCAGAAGAAAGAGGAGGAGGAGGAGACUGAGAAGGAGGGGAAGAAGGGGAAAAAGGAAGAGGAGAAUGAGCAAGAGGAGGAGGAGGAGGAGGGGAAGUGCCAUUACGAAGACACAGCUGUACCUGAAUUCAGAUAUUUUCAGGAUAUCAUCGCCUCUCAGAUGGAAGAACUGAGAGAUGCCCGGGAGAGACUUCAUCGAUGCGUUAUCAUGAGAAACGCUAUAAGAGUGGUGGAGGAACUGAAGAGACAGUCUGCGAGUGAUACGGAAGAGGAGGAGGAGAAAGAAGAUGAAGAGGAGAUGGGGGAUAAGAACGAAGGAAAGGAAGAGGAGUCUAAAAAGGAAGAUAAGGAUGAGGAGGAUGACGAGGACGAGAAAGGCGAGAGGGAGGAUGACAAUAAUGAUGACGACAAGGACGAGAAGGAUGCAAACAAUGGCGACAAUGAUGACGGGGAGCCUCAAGAUGAGGAAAAGGAGGAUGACGAGGGAAAGGAAGAGGAGUCUGACAAGGAACAUAAGGAUGAGGAGGAUGACGAGGACGAGGAAAGCAAGGGGGAGAACGACAAUGAAGAUGACGAAGGAAAGGAAGAGGAGUCUGACAAGGAACAUAAGGAUGAGGAGGAUGACGAGGACGAGGAAAGCAAGGGGGAGAACGACAAUGAAGAUGACGAAGGAAAGGAAGAGGAGUCUGACAAGGAAAAUGAUGACGAGGAGGAUGACGGUGACGAGGACGAGGAAAGCAAGGGGGAGAACGACAAUGAAGAUGACGAAGGAAAGGAAGAGGCGUCUGACAAGGAAAAUGAUGACGAUGAGGAUGACGGUGACGAGGACGAGGAAAACGAGAAGGAGGAUGAUAAUGAAGAUGACGAAGGAAAGGGAGAUGGGUCUGACAAGGAGAAUGAAGAUCAGGAGGAUGACGAGGAAAGCAAGGAGGAGGAUGACAAUGAAGAUGAAGAACGAAAGGAAGAGGAGUCUGACAAGGAGAAUGAUGACGAGGAGGAUGACGGUGACGAGGACGAGGACGAGGAAAAUGAGAAGGAGGAUGACACUGAAGAUGACGAAGGAAAGGAAGAGGAGUCUGACACGAAUAAUGAGGAUCAGGAGGAUGACGAGGACGAGGAAAGCAAGGAGGAGGAUGACAAUGAAGAUGACGAAAGAAAGGAAGAGGAGUCUGACAAGGAGAAUGAUGACGAGGAGGAUGACGGUGACGAGAAAUGCAAGGAGGAUGAUAAUAAAGAUGACGAAGGAAAGGAAGAGGAGUCUGACAAGAAGAAUGACGAGGACUAG
Molecule: messenger RNA, 1755 nt
Organism: Lytechinus pictus (painted urchin)
Lineage: Eukaryota; Metazoa; Echinodermata; Echinoidea; Temnopleuroida; Toxopneustidae
Product: myb-like protein X
Exons: 4
Coding region: 1-1755 (584 amino acids)
Source: RefSeq, a predicted model, not a curated record